Messenger RNA from Diorhabda carinulata, 1054 nucleotides. RefSeq names its product DNA ligase 1. The transcript is spliced from 4 exons. The coding region runs from base 65 to 1018 and encodes 317 amino acids. The record is from RefSeq and is a predicted model, not a curated record. Lineage: Eukaryota; Metazoa; Arthropoda; Insecta; Coleoptera; Chrysomelidae.
CUUUUGUACAAAUCUUCUUCAUGUUCUAAUUUAAUAAAUAUAUAAUUUAUUAUAUUAUUUAAAGAUGGGUAGGAAAAUUCCUGGACGAAAACAUCGAGGUAUCAGAGAUCCUGAAAAACAGGCAGCUGUAAGAUUUGAAAGUAUAAAAAAUAAGGUUAAUGCGCCUCCCUCUAAUCCUGAACACCAGGAAGUAUCAAAAACUCUUCAAAGAAUUAUCGAUUUGAAAAAUAAAACCAAAACUGGAGAGAUAUUUACAAAACGAAAUAAAAAACGAACUGGUACUAAUUUAAAAAAAAAUAUCAAUUCCGAUAAAUUUUCACCUAGUAAACCAGAAAAACCCGCACGUAACUUUGUACAAUUUCCUGAUGAAACUGAUAGAGAAUUUGUUCGUCGUAUGAAUAGAAUAUGUAUGGAAACUGUAAAAGAAGCAAAAUUUGAAGAAAAAUAUGGUGUGGAAAUUAAAAGAAACGAACAAGGCAAGGUAGAAGUGGUGAAAAGAAAGAAAGAUGAAUUGGAAUUGCUAUACAAUAAAGAAAAGAAAAGGAAACUAAAAGAAGAGAAAGGGUUAAAAAAGAAAAAGAAAUCCAAGGAUAAAAUAGAAACAGUGAAAUUAUCCAAAUGGCAAAAGAGGAAUAAAAAACUAAAAGAGAAAAAAGGAAAAAGAGGAAGUGAAAAUAUUGAUGAAUUUAAAGAGUAUAAAGACCCAGUGAAAUUUGGAGAAAUCGUCCAUGCUCCACCUACUCUUAUCAAACCCAAAAAAGCAGAGAAAUUAUUAACAGUUCCAAGGCCGGGCAAUAAAAGUUUGCUUUUAAAGUCAGUGUUGAACAAUUCUUCAAGUCAGAUUAAUCAAAGUAAAAAUAUAAAGGAUAAUAGUCACAAAACAAGUCAUAAAGUGAUAGAUAAGAAGGGAAAAAGGAAAGAACUACCAAAUUCUUUAAGAAGACAAUUAGAUAAACAGCAACAAGAAAUUAUUGAUGCUUAUAAACAACUCAAAUCAAAAAAGUAUGUAGGAACAUAGUUGUUAAAUAUAUAUUUUUUAACUAAUAUAUUAUUU